Arachis stenosperma is the source of this 891-nucleotide messenger RNA. RefSeq lists its product as uncharacterized. The transcript has a single exon. Bases 1 to 891 code for a protein of 296 amino acids. Gene Ontology annotation, molecular function: catalytic activity. The record is from RefSeq and is a predicted model, not a curated record. Lineage: Eukaryota; Viridiplantae; Streptophyta; Magnoliopsida; Fabales; Fabaceae.
AUGACGAAGUUUGAUGUCACUAGUUUGUGGGGGCAUGAUGGUGCUGGGUGGGAGUAUGUAAAGGCUGACGGUGCAUCGGGUGGGUUGCUGUUAAUGUGGGAUGAAAACAUUUUUAAAAUGAAUAACUGUUACAAAGGGGAGAGAUGGUUGUGUGUAGAAGGGAUCAUAUUAAAGAAUAAUUUCAAUUGUGCCUUGUUCUUGAUUUAUGGUGCUCAUACUAGAGAGGAGAAACGUGUUGUUUGGGAAGAGUUGAGCUAUACUGCUGGUUUGUGCCAAGUCCCUUGUUGCUUCAUGGGAGACUUUAAUGAGGUUAUAAACAUUGAGGAAAGAAAAGGUUCUACUAGUUUAACAGCGUCUGCUGAAGAGUUCAAGGAUUGGGUCCAAGAUAUGCACCUGUUGGACUUACCGCUCAACGACCGUAAGUUUACAUGGUUCAGAGGCCAGUCCUGCAGUCGGAUUGAUAGAGUUUUGGUGAGCCUGGAAUGGGUUGAGGAGUUCCCAGAGAUUCGCCUAAGAGGAGGACCAAGGGGCUUGUCAGAUCAUUGCCCAAUGAUAGUGGAAGACUCAAGGUUUAGAGAUGGACCUAGACCGUUCAGAAGCUUAGACUCAUGGUUUACACACGAAGGUUUUCUCAGAAUGGUAAAAGAAGAAUGGAGGGGACUAGGGGAGGUGCAGUUUGCAGAUAAAUUAAAGGCCUUGACAAUUCCGUUGGGAAGAUGGCAUAGAGAUAAUUUUGGGAACAUGGAUAAUAAGAUCAUGAAAUUUGAGGAAGAGAUUAAGAAGGUCGAUGACAUGGUAAGCAAUGGGAUAUAUGAUGGAACAGUAGAGGCAAGAAGAAAGGCGCUGGUGACUUGUUGUGAGAAGUGGUAUGUGAGAAAAGAAGUACACUGA